AUGGUAGUGGAUUUCAGGAAACUGAACGAAAAGACGAUUAGGGAUAGGUACCCCAUGCCCAACAUUAACGAUGUACUCGACAGAAUCGAUCACAUCACCCAUUUGGACGCAGUGUUUCGCAAAUUAAGUCAGGCUUAUUUAAAGAUUCAACCAGAUAAAUCGGAAUUUUUAAGGCAUAUUGUCACGGAGGAUGGAAUUAAGCCAAAUCCCAAGAAGAUUGCUGCGGUGAAGACGUUCCCAAUUCCGACUACCAGAAAGGAGAUCAAAUCCUUGUUAUGCCUUCUGGGAUAUUAUAGGAAAUUCAUUCGGGAUUUUGCCAAGAUCACCAAACCAAUGACACAACAGUCAAAGGGCAAAGCACCGGUAUUAGUAUCGGAGGACUUCAAGAAAUCAAUUAAUCUCCAGGAAUUCAUCGAUGGUACGGUCAACUUCCAGCGGGCUAUUAACAAGCUUGAGAGGAACAUACAAUCGGAGUAUGCAAUUGAAAGUUUGUCAACAAAGUUGGGACAGUUGCAGGCUAGGGUGGAAAAAUUGCUGCCGAAUAGGAGACAGAAGAGGGGAUUAAUUAAUGGUUUGGGAAAUGUGAUUAAGAUCGUAACAGGGAAUCUAGAUGACACAGAUGGACGCAGAAUUCAAGAUAGUUUAAAGACAAUCUCGGAGAAUCAGAAAGACCUCACAGUAAACGUAAAGAAACAGGAGGUGAUCAACAACGACAUUCUAAAUAGAUUCGACAACAUAACGGAACACAUCAAUAGGGAGCAACAGAUAAUUAAUAAUUUAAUAAUAAUACUUGUGAACCGUUGA
Molecule: messenger RNA, 804 nt
Organism: Drosophila santomea
Lineage: Eukaryota; Metazoa; Arthropoda; Insecta; Diptera; Drosophilidae
Exons: 3
Coding region: 1-804 (267 amino acids)
Source: RefSeq, a predicted model, not a curated record